Chiloscyllium plagiosum (whitespotted bambooshark) is the source of this 4706-nucleotide messenger RNA. The record is from RefSeq and is a predicted model, not a curated record. Lineage: Eukaryota; Metazoa; Chordata; Chondrichthyes; Orectolobiformes; Hemiscylliidae.
CUACAUUGCCUGCUCACCUGCCCUCCCUCCAUCCAUUGUUUUAAUUGGCACCAUCUCGAACAACACAUCUAGGGAAUCUUUGAACACAUAGGCGUACUAAAUGAGACGGCCGUAAAGCUCAGUGAACUGGAACUGAUCUAUUUCCACAGGUAAAUGAAAAUAAGAGGGACCUGCACGUAAGAAAUCAGUGAAACCAGACUUACGGUGAUAAAGACUAUCCCACAUUUCAAACCCAGCUGUAUUAUACAUUUUUUUUCGAAGUUUACAAUAUUUAAGUGCAGCAAUUUUCGAAAUUCCAAGGAGCUUUACAUGUAGCGAGCUCUGCCUGCUGUCUCAGCCAGAUGCGGCUGUUCUCGCUGAUUGGAACGAGUGAGAGUGUGCGGUGUGUCGAUGGGGGCACGUCGUCAGUGCAGUUAGUACAAACCGGGCGUGGCCACAACUGGUUCCAGGCCACUUCAUCAGCUGCAGCAGGUAGGGUCGGAGCUCCUGUGUUGUUUAAGUGUGAGAGCCAGAGGGCAAUAACAUCUCUAACAGUCUCUGCUGAAUAAAGAAAGUUUCAGCUCUUGACAAGCAGGGAAAACAGAUAUUUGCAAUUUGUUUUUCAUCUGAAAUAUGUAGUCCGUUUAGCACGUUAUUUGAAAACCUUUCCGUAACUCCAUGCGGACAUAUUAGCAUUUGUUUUCCAAGUUGCUUUUGGGCUGAUAUUCGCAAAAAGUGCGCUGAAUUUGUUUUAUUUUCGGUUAGUACUCAACAUUGUAGCUCAGUCGUCAUAAAACACCAUCUUGAACUCUGAUUUAGUAAUUUACACCAAGAUUCCCCACUUUGUCUUUUGUUCUCUUGUCGACUGGUACAGAGAAUCUGAUUAUUAAUCUAACUCACUAAGCCGCCGGUUUGUUUCCACUCAUUGAUGUUUCUUUCCAUUGCUGGAAGCUGUGUGUUUGUAUUGGUCACUGACGGAGGAAGCAAGAUUUGAGCUUUCAUUUCUUAAAUCCGAUUUCUAGGACACUGAGCUGUGAUCUGCUGGAUUACUGUUGGAAAUCCAGGGCAGUGCCGCUAAUACGGUGUAGCAACAGGCACAACGAAUGACCGUGGUAGAUUAAACAGCUCCGUUUACAUUGACACAUGGGCAGGCGGCCCCUCAAACCUGUUCUGCCAUUCCUUCAGACCAUGGCUGAACUGAAUUGAGAAUUGCAACGGGAAUCGCGGUUAAAAGAACGGGAUGUCGUACCCCAAUGGUGCGUCGGUUGGAUUACCAAUGUACAAUCUCCAGGAUCAAGUGCAAAACCCAAGUUCCCACCUGUUGACCGUCAAUGGGCACCGACAUUCUCCCACGUUUUUGGAAGUGGCAGAGGAUGUGGUUGACACUAGCUAUUCUCCGGUUUCACUUGAGCAAGAAGAAGUCGUGGUUAAUAAUGGAUCAGGUAUUCCUGACAAUCCGGAGGCGGAUACGCCAGAUUCAACCCUUCCGAUGAACAGCGCAUCCAUGGCCGGCUCGGAGUCCCGCAAGAACAGCUCGUCCACUCGCUUUUACCAUCCUUACAUGACCAAAACUAGCAUGCAGGGAGAUGUUUACAACUUUUUGGAAAGACCGAGCGGCUGGAAGUGCUUCCUUUACCAUUUCGCUGUGUUCUUGAUGGUGUUGAUUUGCUUGAUCUUCAGUGUACUAUCUACCAUUGAUCUUUAUGCUGACUUUGCAACUGGAACUUUGUUUUGGAUGGAGAUAGUGUUAGUAGUUUUUUUCGGUGCAGAAUAUAUGGUACGAUUAUGGUCUGCAGGCUGCAGAAGUAAAUAUAUUGGUGUUAAAGGAAGGAUUCGGUUUGCCAGGAAACCUAUUUCCAUUAUAGAUCUGAUUGUAGUGAUUGCAUCCAUUAUAGUGCUCAGUGUCGGAUCAAAUGGUCAGGUGUUUGCCACAUCUGCCAUCAGGGGUAUUCGAUUCCUUCAGAUCUUACGGAUGCUGCAUGUGGAUCGACAGGGUGGCACUUGGAGACUUUUAGGCUCUGUCGUUUUCAUUCAUCGUCAGGAACUCAUAACAACACUGUACAUCGGUUUUCUGGGUCUGAUCUUCUCCUCCUAUUUUGUAUAUUUGGCUGAGAAAGAUGCAGUUGAUGAAAAGGGAAAGACUGGGUUUGGUAGUUAUGCUGAUGCCUUGUGGUGGGGUGUGGUCACAGUUACAACAAUUGGAUACGGUGACAAAGUUCCACAGACGUGGAUUGGGAAGACAAUAGCAUCUUGCUUCUCUGUCUUUGCUAUAUCUUUCUUUGCACUUCCAGCAGGUAUACUGGGAUCUGGAUUUGCUCUCAAAGUCCAACAGAAACAACGUCAGAAACAUUUCAGUCGGCAGAUACCAGCUGCUGCCUCCCUCAUUCAGACCUUAUGGCGAUGUUAUGCUGCAGAGAAAACCCAUAGCUCCACAGCUACUUGGAAGAUGUAUAUAAUGCCUCCUGAUUAUAUUUCCAAAACAUCAGCAACACCAUCCAGUCCAAAUAUGAGGAAACAGGUGAAGAAAUAUAAAAGAAAAUGCAAAGUGGGACGUGAUAAUGAGACCGCUUUCAUGAUGAAUACUGGAGAAAAUGCAUUAUCAGUACCACAGAUAACUUAUGACCAUAUUGAUGAAAAAGAUGAGAAGAAAGAAGUCAAUUAUUUUAUUGAUGAACCCACAGGUUUUACAAGGAUGUUUAGACAAUCUGGUCAACAGCUUUCCUGGUCUUCCUUAACCAUCUGUACCUCAAGCUGUCCCUCAUCACCAGUGAGAAAAAGUGCUACUGAAGAAAACCCAAAUGAUAUUUCACGGACCAACAGCUUCACUGAUGAAAUGGAUUUGAUGGGUGAAGAAUCACCAUUGCCUGUGGUGACAGAUGUGUUACAAAAUUCCAGCAGCUGCUUGACAAGUCCUUUGUAUGUAAGGGUCUUGGAAUCACAGGCAACAAGGCAACUCAAUUCAACAAGAUUAUCAGAAGCACACAGAGCUGCCAUAAAGGUUAUUCGCCGAAUGCAAUAUUUUGUUGCCAGGAGAAAAUUUCAGCAAGCUCGAAAACCAUAUGAUGUGCGAGAUGUAAUUGAACAAUAUUCCCAGGGGCACUUGAAUAUGAUGGUCCGGAUCAAAGAACUACAAAGAAGGUUGGAUCAUUCUUUGGGAAAGCCUGCAUUCUUUCUUUCAGAAAAGGGACUAGACAAAGGUUACUACACUGCAGGAGCCAGACUGAUCCGUCUGGAAGAUAAGAAUGUUUGAUGCCGCUGGAACAGAGUCAUUGAACAGGAACUUCACGUGUUCAGUAUGGUUUUCCCCCUCUCCCAUGUAGCUGUUGGGUUCCAAGCACAGAAGUUGACUGUGAAGGGAAGAAGAAAAUGAACAAGAAUUUCAUCUGUAAUUGAACACUGAAAAUAGAUGGCUAAAGGAGGAACACGGAACGGAAUCGUAUGUUGUCCCUGGUGUUGAGGUUGUUGAUAGUAAGCUAGAAGUCAGAUAGAAUUCUAGCUCUACGAGAAUUAGGUUCUGGGUGGGACGACCCAUGGUCACAGUCCAGCCUUGCCUCUAAUUGAGGCCCUAAAGAGCCGUUUAAUAGCCUCAUCCUGGGGCUGCUAGGACUAACCAGCUGCAAUUGGGCCUGUAUGGUCCACUGGCAGUAACAGAUAAUUUAUUAACAUAAACAAAGACUGUAACUGUAACCCAAGAAAUCUGCUAGGUUUAUAUCCAAAAUAUGACUUUAUGUCCUGCUUGCCUCCUUCUGCUUUUAAUGGAUCCAAGUAAAGGAAUGAAUGAUCAAUCCUGAUAAAGUGCAUCAGUAAAUUGAAAUCUAUUUUGGAGAUUGCAUGAGACUGUCUGCUUUUAACAAUGUUUCUAUUUUUAACCAAUCAUGUUUCCCUGGAUCUUGGGAAUUCCCUCAAGUAAAAAUUAAUGAAAAUUCUUGGAUCACUAAAGUGAUUGCAUUUGUACCACUGCUUAUGAACCCAGGUGCAGGCGACCCUUCCAUAAUCUGUUUGCUCCUUUGACUGCAAUAGAAGCCACCCCACUCAAAACUACUAUCUCUGCCCUAUGCUGGUAACAGGACUUCCUGUUGACUAGCAAUUCCACCCAUCAACACCAAUUCUGUUCACCUCCAAGAGAUCAUAUGCCAUGGAUCAUCACCACACACCUUUGAAAAUUAGAUCAUUACGCCACCAUCUCCACAUCACUUCCAUCCACCUUGCCUUGCCACUUGAACCACUGACAGCACACUCUCACUAAUUGCUCCUCCCGUGUUCUCCAGUUGCAGGGUUUCUUCCCUGACAAGCUGGGAUGGGAAAUCUGGUGAAAAACUUAUAAAAUUUUAGAAACUUAGACUUCUAAUGCAUAACUACACCCAAUAUCCUGUUCUAAAUGUGAAGCCUUGUAAAUAGUAGGACCAAAUAAUGAACAAAUGAAAGGAACCAAAUCAGAUGUACAAAGAACAUAUUUUUUGCACUUAUGCUUUUCGCUCAAAUGGUACAAGAGACUGGUUAACCAUUCAGUGGAUCAUUCACAAAAACUGAUCAUUCUAUUCUGAUUCCCAUAGUCUGGGUCUUUCAGCUUGCAGAUUUUCUUUUCAAUCACCCCAUCUCCAAUAAUCGUGGAAUGUAGUGACAUUGUGGUAAUGUCAAUAUCCAGAUGCACAGGUUAAUGCUUGGGAAUUUUGGUUAAAAUCCCACCAUGGCAGCUGGAAUUUAAAGUUAGUUAAUGCUGAUCUUGC